ACGCCAGAGACGUAGCGGCGCACGCACCUCGGAGCGUCUAGGAGGCGCCCGGAGACCCGUGUCGCGCGUCCUAUGACGCUUCACAUCCUCGACCGUGAAUUUCGGGAGACGGAAAGGGCUGGAGGACGCAGGCUCUGGCCUGUGUUUUGGAGACUGAACGGAGAAUGGAAACUGAAAGAGGAAAACCAGAGAAGGCGAUGGAAGCGGAAAGUGCUGAAAACAAAAAAGAGGUAGAGAAAAAGAAGCGGUCCCGAGUGAAACAGGUGCUCGCAGACAUCACCAAGCAGGUUGACUUCUGGUUUGGAGAUGCAAAUCUUCACAAGGAUAGAUUUCUUCGAGAACAGAUAGAAAAAUCUAGAGAUGGAUAUGUUGAUAUAUCACUUCUGGUGUCUUUUAACAAAAUGAAAAAAUUGACCACUGACAAAAAGUUAAUAGCCAGAGCACUGAAGAGUUCAGCUGUUGUAGAGCUGGACUUGGAAGGCACCAGGAUCAGGAGGAAGCAGCCUCUGGGGGAGAGACCCAAGGAUGAGGACGAGCGGACCGUGUACGUGGAGUUACUUCCCAAAAAUGUGAAUCACAGCUGGAUUGAGAGAGUGUUUGGGAAAUGUGGCAAUGUCGUUUACGUGAGUAUCCCGCACUACAAGUCUACGGGAGACCCGAAGGGAUUUGCCUUUGUGGAAUUUGAGACAAAAGAACAGGCAGCAAAAGCUAUUGAGUUUCUUAACAACCCACCCGAGGAAGCACCAAGGAAACCUGGGAUAUUUCCUAAAACAGUAAAAAAUAAGCCCAUUCCUGCCCUGGGAGCAGCUGGUGAGUGUGUAAGUAAACAUACUGUAAGUGGAUGCACAUGCAGCCAGGGGGAAGCUGAUGGCAGCAUUGUUACAGAAGAAAAGAAAAAGAGGAAGAAGAAGAAAGGCCGGGCAAAGAAGGAAGACAGCAGCCAGGCCAAGGAGGCCCGCUUGGACACAGGCAAGGAGAGCAGCACCGCGGAGGCGAAGGAGCCCAGGGCCACGUCGGACGGCUCCGAAGGGGAGGGUGCUGAGCCCCAAAAGCCACCCUCAAAGAAGAAGAAAAAGCGGGCCAGAGCAGAGGCGGCCGGCGUUCCUCCAGUGCGAGCAGAGAAGAGGAAGCGAAGCAGCUCGCAGGACGCAGGGUGCCCGGCUCCCGCGUCCAAAGUCCGGAAGACGGCCCAGAAGGCCGGCCUGAAGGCCCCCCAGGCGGCCGGAGAACACAAAGAGGUAGAGGUCUCCACGGAAGAGGAAAAGGAAGCGGGAGACAUGAAAGACGGGUCGCUCCUAAAAGCCAAGCGGAAGCACAAGAAGAAGCACAAGGAGCGGCACAAGAUGGGGGAGGAGGUCAUCCCCCUGCGCGUGCUGUCCAAGAGUGAAUGGAUGGAUUUGAAAAAAGAGUAUUUAGCCCUGCAAAAAGCCAGUAUGGCUUCUUUAAAAAAAACAAUAUCCCAAAUAAAAUCGGAGUCAGAAAUGGAAAUAGACCGUGGAGUAACUAAUAAAUCUGGACUGAAAAAUGAAAAAAGAGCAGUGAGCAGUGAGGGGGCCCGUCCCCCGGAGAAGGCCCAGGCGGCGGGGCCGCAGUUCACGGCGGGCGUGAUUGUGAAGAUCGUCAGCCCGGAGCCUCUGCCCGGCAGGAAGCUCAUCAGGGACACGCUGGCCGCUGUCUCAGAAGUUGUGUAUGUGGAUUUGCUGGAAGGAGAUACCGAGUGCCAUGCGAGGUUUAAGUCUCCUGAGGAUGCUCAAGCCGUCAUGCACGCAUGUGCGGAAAUAAAAAAGAAGCACUGCUGGAAACUCGAGAUUCUCUCUGGUGACCAUGAACAGAGGUACUGGCAGAAGAUUCUGGUAGACAGGCAGGCCAAACUGAACCAGCCUCGCGAGAAGAAAAGAGGCACUGAGAAGUUAAUCACCAAAGCUGAAAAGAUUAGACUCGAAAAGACUCAACAAGCAAGUAAACAUAUUAGAUUUUCUCAAUAUAAUUGAAAAAAACUUUGGUUCACCUCUUAAGAUUUCACUGGAUGCUGGAGCUGUUGAAGAAAUCCAUUUUUAUUAUGCUAGUAAUGCCUAAUGAACGUUUUUAUUAAACCCACAUAUACUUAAAAUAACUUGUUAAGAUUUUAUCUUUAGAGACAAGGACAUUGUAUACUAGCAUUUUUUCAUUAAACAUUUUAUUUGUUGAAA
This is a messenger RNA of Pipistrellus kuhlii (Kuhl's pipistrelle), 2189 nucleotides long. RefSeq names its product La ribonucleoprotein 7, transcriptional regulator (gene LARP7). NCBI's taxonomy places the organism in Eukaryota, Metazoa, Chordata, Mammalia, Chiroptera, Vespertilionidae. Bases 165 to 1991 code for a protein of 608 amino acids. Gene Ontology annotation, biological process: RNA processing. The record is from RefSeq and is a predicted model, not a curated record. The transcript is spliced from 12 exons. Gene Ontology annotation, molecular function: mRNA binding. Gene Ontology annotation, cellular component: nucleus.